GGUAAGACUACGUCAGGAAGAAAUAUUUGUCAUGGCGGGCACAACACUCAUACGUCAAGAAGCUUGAAUGAUUGAAGAAGAUUAGAUUAAAACGUACGGUUCAUUUCGUGGAAAAGAUUGAAAUUCUAGAAAAUGUAAUAUGGAGUCGUUUCUGGCAUUAUUUGACCCAGACGAUGAGAAAAAUAUUAUAAGAAGUACGUGGGACGAUUUGGAAACUAAAGAAGAUGCGUCUGAUUGUGAAAAUGACAGUGUUGAUGAAGGUGAAGAAGAAAAGUUACCACCUGAACCGGAACAAGGCAAUGUUGAAUAUAAAUUGAAAUUAAUAAAUCCGUCUAAUCAACGAUUUGAACAUCUUGUUACGCAAAUGAAAUGGAGACUUAAAGAAGGCCACGGGGAAGCAAUUUAUCAAAUUGGAGUUGAAGAUAAUGGAAGAUUGACUGGAUUAUCAAAAGAUGAAUUGAAGGCAUCUCUGAAAACUUUAAAAGAAAUGGCUUCCAGACUAGGUGCAACAACUUGCGUGCUUCGUGAAAGAGUUGCUAUUUCUAAAUAUAAAAAUAUGAAGGACAAACAAAAUGACGAGGAAAGAAGAGUGGCCGAAGUUUUGGUGAAAAAAUUACGAAAAGAUGAUAGAGAGGAUCAAGAAAGUGUCGUGGAUUUAAGGCUUGCCGUAAUAGGUGCUCAAGAUGCUGGAAAGUCAACUCUCUUAGGAGUGUUAACGCAAGGUGAAUUAGAUAAUGGUAGAGGGAGAGCAAGAUUAAAUAUGUUACGACAUCUUCAUGAAAUAAAAACAGGUCGCACAUCCUCCAUUUCCCAUGAAAUCAUUGGAUUUGAUAACGAAGGUCACGUCUUAAAUUAUGCUCAAAUGCCAACGGCAGAAGAAAUUUGUGAACGUGCUUCUAAAGUUGUUACCUUUAUAGAUUUGGCUGGAUAUCGCAAAUAUUUAAGAACAACAGUUUCAGGUUUAACCGGAUAUUCUCCUCAUUAUGCGAUACUGGUAAUUGCACCACCAAUGAAUGAAGCAUCGCAAGAACAUAUGGCUCUUUGCUUAACAUUAAGACUCCCAUUUUUCAUUGUUUUAAAUAAAACAGAUCUUGGAUUUUAUAAUACUCACGAUACCUUGGUCCAACUAGAAAAUGCAAUACAAGCACAUGGUUAUAAUAAACAAUUACUACUAUACAACAUCAAUAACAAUAUAUCGCAGUAUUACGAAACAGAUAUCAUACCAGUAUUUACAGUCAGUUGUGUUACUGGAAAAGGAUUAGGAGAAUUAACAUCGUUUAUUAGAGAUUUACCACCAUCUGAAACAAAUCCUAUCGAUUCUGAUCCAGAAUCAUGUUUAUUUCAAAUCGAUGAAACUUUUAGGGUUGCCGAUUUACCCCAACCAGUUUUAGGUGGGUUACUUGUAAAAGGUGCAAUAGCACCUGGAACACGAUUAUUGGUAGGACCUUUACCCGAUGGCAAAUUUAGUCCUGUCAAAGUUGCCAGUAUACAUCGUAAUAAAGCUCCUUGUUGUUUGGUAAGAGCAUCGCAAAGUGCCAGUUUAACUUUGGAACCAUCUACUAACCGCAGCCCACCUCUACCACAUUUUCGACCAGGCAUGGUUUUAGUCUCUGUACGAGAUAAGCCAUAUGGAACUUUAUUUUUUCAAGCUACUGUUUUAAUUGUUUACCAUGCUACUGCAAUUUUUUCUGGUUUUCAAACUACUGUUCACGUAGGUAACGUAAGACAGACGUGUAUAAUUGAAGGUAUAAUGGAUAUGAAAGACAGAGGUCUACAGACAAAUGACACGGCAUCUAUAUUAUUUAGGUUUGUUAGUCAUCCAGAAUACCUUCAUGUUGGAAUGCGUCUUUUAUUAAGAGAGGGUCGUACCAAAGGAAUUGGUAAAAUUACACAAACUUUUCCAUUAAUUGGUUCGCAACAUACUAUACAGUAAUUAAUUAAAACAAAUCCUUAUAUAACACAAAUUAGCUACAUAACAACAACAACAACACGUGUGCGUGUGCGUGUGUGUGUAUGGUGUGUACAGUAUAAUGUUUUCAAGAGAAAGAAAAUAUGAAGUCUCUCAUGUAAAAUGAAAGUUGCGUGAAUUUAAGAGUAAAAAAUUAAAUAUAAAGAAAAACAUAUCUUCGUCGAUAGAUUUCAAGAAUAUCGGAAAGGAUUAUUACUUCAAUAUUUUCUAAUAAUAAAAAAAAAAGAAAGAAAAAAAAAACAAAAUAAAUUCUAUGAAAUAGAAUUUUGAUUUCAUUAAAAUAUUUAUUUAACAAUUAAAAAAAAACGAUAACUUUUAGGACUGUAGCUGACUUUAAAGGAUUUACGUGUUACCAAGAUUAAUAAAAUUUAAAUAUUACGUUUCAUUAAAUAAUAGUAUAGUAUAUAUAAUGUGCUU
Messenger RNA from Polistes dominula (European paper wasp), 2386 nucleotides. RefSeq names its product GTP-binding protein 2. Gene Ontology annotation, molecular function: GTPase activity; translation elongation factor activity; GTP binding. Gene Ontology annotation, biological process: translational elongation. The record is from RefSeq and is a predicted model, not a curated record. NCBI's taxonomy places the organism in Eukaryota, Metazoa, Arthropoda, Insecta, Hymenoptera, Vespidae.